AAACUCUCUUGCUUUGCUUUUGGUUUUGAAUCAGCAGAAUAAAAGAAAGAAAAAAAGAAGAAGAAGAAGAAAAAAAGGGUUAACCAGCAAAGGGAAGCCAUGGAGAGCGAGCCAGCCUGCAAGAGUCUGUUUCUUCCCACGUGCUGAGCCUUGAGCAACCCGACGCCCGGUGAGCGAGCGCGGCUUUUCAAACCGAGGCAACCGACCAGCUUUCUUCUGCCACGUUUCAAAGAACGAGGAGGAGGAGGAAGAGGGGGAAAAAAAAUAGACCAUAAAAACUUCAGAAAGAAGCAGACCAGGCUGAACCCAGGCGGCUUGCUGAGAAGUAAUCUGGUUACUCCAGCUGUGAUGUCCAGAAUUUCUUCUCUUCUGAUGCAUCUAAGGCUAAAACAUUCAAUGUUGCGUAGGUGGUUUCUGGUUUUACCUCAAUGGAAGGCGAGACACAAUCAGUUGUGCUUCAAGACCUGGAAAUCAAGAUUCAUGUGCAAAGCUGAUGGCAAGAAGUUAAUCUCUGCGAGACGCAAGAUUUGUCAUUCACAGUAUCGAAAGGCUAGGAAUCGAUAUCAAAUGAUGGGUAUGCUGGUCAUGAAACAGAUCUUAUUAAUGAUUGUCCUGGGUGCUGGAGUGAUGUAUGCUGUAUUACAUAGCAACGUGUGGAAGACCAACGGCUUGGGAUUGUCCUCUUUCAACAGAAAACAUUGCAAUUUCAAAAUCAAUGUUUCCAGUUUCAUAAAGAUGGAUAAUUUCUGUCCUUUCUUGUGCGAAAGUAAUUUUUAUGAUACAUCUGCAAGUCGUGGAAGUAAUAAGUUUGAACUACCUUAUGGAGUAAGGAAUUCAGAAAUCUAUUUUCAACUUGCACUUUCAAAACUUGAAAGCUGUGACCUGUUCCCGGAAGAUAACAGCCCACCCUGUAAAAAAUGUAUUGUGGUUGGCAAUGGAGGAAUCCUUCGAAACAAGAAGCUGGGUCAAAAAAUUGAUUCUUACGAUGUGGUAAUUAGAAUGAAUAAUGGGCCUGUUAAAGGCUAUGAAGAUGAUGUUGGAAGGAGGACGACAUUCCGACUUUUCUAUCCAGAGUCAAUUUUUUCAGAUCCACUUCACUAUGAUCCUAAAACCACUGCAGUCUUUAUUGUCUUCAAGCGUCAUGACUUAAAAUGGCUUUCAGACAUAUUAAGUGGCCAUAAUAUAAUGGCAACUGAUGUCUUCUGGAAGAAGCCAGCAACGAGGAUGAUUUAUAAGCCUAAACAAAUCAGAAUCCUUGAUCCAUUUAUUAUUCAAAGAACAGCAUAUGAAUUGCUUCAUUUCCCCAGAAAAUUCCCUAGACGAGGAAGACCAAAACAUCCUACAACAGGGUUAAUUGCCAUUGCCUUUGCCUUUGAUAUAUGUACUGAAGUUCAUGUGACAGGCUUCAAGUACAACCUGCAGGAUCAGGGCAGUUCUUUGCAUUAUUACGGUAAUGACACCAUGUCUUUGAUGAUUAAGAAUGAAUACCACGAUAUUGUUGCAGAGCAAAGACUUUUGAAGAACCUUAUAGAUCGCCAUAUUGUGAUCAAUCUCACAGAAGAACCAAAUUAAAGAGCAAUCACUUUUUUGUAAAACUGAAUGGGGGAAUUAUUUUUAUUUGAAUUAUUUUUUUAAUAAAGUAUUUAUAGAAAUUUUCCAUUUUUAAAAAAUAUAAAUAUAUCUCACAUAUCUUCUAAGAAUGUCUCUGCCUUACUGUUAGUGUUUUCCCAGAAAGUAACUUUCACAGUCAUUUACACAAACAUGUUAAUUUAGUAAUGGAAAAAUGUUGGCUAUAUUAAUUUAACAAGAAACUAUUAUUUCCUCUUAGUUUUCUGUUUACCAUUUUCCACAUGAUGUCACGUUGUACCUUCAUCUUGCAAUGCAGAUACAUAGAGGUCAAGAUAAAAUGUUAUUCAGGCAACAAUAUAUAAUGUCCCUUCUGUUGAAUUUCAAUCAUGAGUAAAAAAAAAAAAGUGAAGCGCUAAAAAAAUUAAUACACUUGCUCUCCAUGAUGGAGUGCUGGAAAUGCAUAUAAUUAGUUUCUAAAUCUUGUUUAAACUGCAUCGACUGCAAUCGAUGACUUUUUCAGUAAGGUGAUGUGUGCAUCAGUUAAAGCGACACAGUGAUAACUACUGAACAAUGUUAAAUAUAGUGCAAAAAAUGGCUUACGAGCAAAGCAGUUUUCAUUUUAAAUAAUGGAACAAUGAAAGUAAAGCAGUCACUCUGGUCUGAAUUUCCUGCAUGUUGCAAUUAUAAAAUUGUCUUGAAGUAAUUAAUAUGUAUUCAAGAUGUUGCAAUAGAUGCUUAAAUCAGGAGCAUCUGCAGGGAGAAUUUUUAAAAAGUCGUAAUGGUGACCAUGAUUAUAUGAUCAAUGUUCCACCAGCCUUUUUUUUAAUGUGCAGUGCAAUUAAGUGAAUGCAAACUAUUUUAUCCCUCCUCCCACUCUCCCCCAGUGAACAUCCCCACUUAAAAUACGACAUACCGUAGAACAGUGUUUCUCAACCUUGGAAGCUUGAAGAUGGGUGGGCUUCAACUCUCAGAAUCCCCCAGCCAGCGCUCAGAAUCCCCCAGCAGUGCUGGCUGGGGCAUUCUCAGAGUUGAAGCCCACCCAUCUUCAAGUUACAAAGUGCUGGCUGGGGGAUUCUGAGAGUUGAAGCCCACCCAUUUUCAAGCUACAAAGGUUGAGAACCACUGCUGUAGAAGGUUACUCUUGGGCCUUGUUCAGAAUGCUGUUAAAAUUGUUUAUCCCAAAUGUUUCAGGUUUUUUUUUUCUACUUUAAUUGUAUUUUCUGCUCUCAAUUUUUAUCUUUAACUUUAAGGUCAGCUCUGCAUUGUUGUCAAAGACACCAUAGAGUUAGUAAAAGUAGAAUCCCUACAGUAAUUUAGACACCUGCAUUUUUCAGAAACAAUUUUUGAAGGAACAGCUUAGCUAAGGAAUAACAAAUUCUUAUUUCACUUGUUCACCUUUUAGUAGCAAGUAUUCUGCUUUUAUAAUAUUUCCAUCAAAGCUAUUUGACAUUCUUUGGUUUACUAAUGCAGAUGUAUAAAGGGUCCAAAAUCUCUUUAAGUAACAGAUGAUAGUAUUCUUCUAGUAGAACAGUCUUCCUAAAUCAUUGAGUUUGUUUGGAUUUUAUUUUACCCUCUCUUCUCUAAAUCAAUAUUUGACUCUUUAGAAAACAUAUAAUUUCUUAACUUGUUAAUUUUGCUUAAUAUAGUGCUUUGAAAUUUCUGAGGGGGUUUGAGGUAGAUAGUGGGAUAUGCUCCAAAAGUUCUUAUAAACAUCAAUGAGCAGUUCCAGACAUUAUUUAUAGCCCUAAAUAUUGGAAAACUACUUAGCUGACACAUACAACAAUAUGUUUUUAUGUUUUACAGGCCAAUUCUUUUACUUCUAUUAAAAAUAAAUGAUUUUAAUAUUUUUGGUCCCAUAAUAUAGUAUGUAGUAUAUUCUAGUAUAGAAUAUCUAUGGUCUUAUGAUAUAAUAUAGACACAGGCAAACUUGAGCCAAUAUUAGAAGGCUCUUGGUCACUUCUCCAAAGUCCUUGAUCCUCUCCAACUAUUUUCCUAUCUGUUGUCCCAAUCAAAAAGAAAAUCUUAUUUUUAGUAGCACCAAAUUGGAGACAAUAGCUGUUCCUCUUCUUUUCAAGGCUUUCAAGUAACUUCUUUGUGGCAUAUUUUAAAAGGUCUUUGUUGUGUGGGGCUUGGGCAACAUUUUUGAAACCAAAUUGCUGCUGAGGAGGUAUUCAAAUCUCUUUUAGAAAAUUAGUAAUCAGGCUUAUUUUGAAAUACUGAUAGCAGUGGAGGUUUUUUUUGAAGCCUCUCUGCCAUGUAAGAAUAUGCAUGUUUGAAUGAAUACAUGAGAUAUGUUAAUGUGGGAAGAAAAGGAGGGGGAAACAUAAUAGAGGGAUGCAUAUUCACAUUGCAUUUCACUUUGCUGGCUGUUGAUGAAUAAGAUUUUCAGCUUGUUUGUCCAGGAUAAGUUAGGGCCAAAAUAGGUUCCUUAUGCUAAAUUAAGGAAUGCAUGGAAACUUACUCCAAAUAUAUCCUUAUUUUACACUGACUUGUGCCUGGCAUAGCCAUUACCACCUAUUAAAUGCAUUAAAAACAAAAAAAUAUUGUUCCUUAUAAAGAGGUACUUGGCACCUUUGUCAAAUCUACAAAUCAUCUAUAUAAUGAAUAGUUGCUAUCAUUAGAGAUGCUUAAAUAGACUGUGUCUUUCCAAAAGUUUCUUGUGCACUUGGCCUGCAAUGUUGAGGCCUAUUUGUAUUUUUAUUCUGUCUUGUAAAUUCCACAUGUAGAGCACUGUAGUCUCAGGAUUGAUGCAAAAUAAAGCUAAUGUUAAGAAAAGGACAUUUCAGAUGGUGUAUCAUGCACCACAAGCAAGACUUGCUGCAUUUCCCACUUCUACAUAUCCUUCGCAGGGUUAAUUCUGCCCACAUUCAGAUAUGGACAUGAGACAGUCUUCUUUUCUAGUGCCCCUUGGAUUCAGCUACAUUCCAUAUUUUGUAUGUUACGUGAACAGAUGUACUGCUAUUGUCUUGUUUAUCAUCUCAACAGUACUACACAAAAGAUUAACUUUUAUUAUUAUCUAGAUAUUUUCAGAUUAAAGAUUCUGACUUUGCCCAUUUAAAAUUGAACUAAGGAGAUAUAAGUCUCACUCUUUGAAAGUAGCUUCACUUUUUCUUAAUUUAUUUUAUAAUUUAAUAGAAUAUACAUGAGACUGGAAACAAAUUGUGGAAGAUAUAAACCCUUGAAUUUUUCACUGGGCUGAGUCUUUGUUGUUGUUGUUGUUGCUAACAUUGAAUUUUGAUUAUCCUCUGAAAUGUGAUGAUUUAAUUUGGAAAUUAAAGUAGUAUUAUUACUUCUGUUGCAUUAAGUAUCUGCUGUUUGUAUUCCCCAAAGCCUUCAAGUUUCUUAACAGUUAAGCAACCAUUUCUACUUUCUGAAAAUGUUUUGGGAGUAACAUUUGUGCUGUUAAGUGGCUAUUCAACUUUGUUUUUUUUUUUAUGUCCAAAGGCAAAUUUUAAACCUGUUGUAAUUAUUUGUGUAAAAUAUUAGAUGUUAAAGAGAAUUAUUUUUGUUAUAAUAAAUAUGUAAAUAAAUGCUUGUGUUUAUUGCUUUUUGAAA
Molecule: messenger RNA, 5124 nt
Organism: Pantherophis guttatus
Lineage: Eukaryota; Metazoa; Chordata; Lepidosauria; Squamata; Colubridae
Gene: ST3GAL6
Product: ST3 beta-galactoside alpha-2,3-sialyltransferase 6
Biological process (GO): glycolipid biosynthetic process
Molecular function (GO): sialyltransferase activity
Source: RefSeq, a predicted model, not a curated record